Messenger RNA from Anoplopoma fimbria (sablefish), 3773 nucleotides. RefSeq names its product A kinase (PRKA) anchor protein 17A (gene akap17a). NCBI's taxonomy places the organism in Eukaryota, Metazoa, Chordata, Actinopteri, Perciformes, Anoplopomatidae. The transcript has 7 exons. Bases 109 to 2178 code for a protein of 689 amino acids. The record is from RefSeq and is a predicted model, not a curated record.
GUGUGUUUUCUUUCCUGCUGAGAUUGGCUCCUCUCUAUAAAUCAAGAUACUUUGCAAUACGUUUGUUGAUUAUCUUGCCAGUGGGGAAACUGAUGCCAGCUUCCCGUCAUGUCGGCUACAAUGACCACCAUUGUCCAUGACACUACAGAGGCCGUGUGCUUCUCCUCCGAGUACAACCUGUACCUCAAGCCCAUUGCCAAAAUGAGCAUCAGUGUGGCUCUGCCGCAGCUCAAGCUACCAGGCAAGAGCAUCUCAAACUGGGAGGUAAUGGAGAGGAUAAAGGCCAUGGUGGCUCCAGAUCAGUUUUCAGCCCUGCGGAUUUCCAAGAGCACCAUGGACUUCAUCCGGUUUGAGGGCGAGGUGGAGAACAAGACGGUGGUCAAAAGCCUGCUGGCUCGUCUGGAUGGGAAGACCAUCAAACUUAGUGGAUUUACUGAUGUACUGAAGGUUCGUGCAAUAGAGAACAAAGUGGACUUCCCUACGCGUCACGACUGGGACUCCUUCUUCCGCGACGCCAAGGAUAUGAAUGAGACUCUGCCAGGAGAGAGGCCGGACACCAUCCACCUAGAGGGAAUCCCUUGCCGCUGGUUCAGCCAGAAGGACAGCCCGUACCCAGACCGGCCCUCUGAAGAUGUCCUAAUUGCUGUCUUUGAGAAAUUUGGCAAGGUGCGAAAUGUUGACAUCCCCAUGCUGGACCCAUACCGGGAGGAGAUGCUGGACAAGAACUUCAACACAUUCAGUUUCGGGGGUCAUCUGAACUUUGAGGCUUAUGUCCAGUUCCAGGAGUACUGCGGCUUCACCAAGGCGAUGGACACCCUGCGCAGCAUGAAGCUGAUGCUGAAAGGAGACGAUGGAAAGGCAGUGGCCUGCAACAUCAAGGUGGCCUUUGACACCAGUAAGCACCUGAGUGAGUUGGCCCUGAAGAGGAGAACCCUGGAGAGGCUGAAGUUACAGGAGCUGGAGAGGAAGAGAGAGGAGCAGAAACGACGGGAGAAGGAAGAAGAGGAGCGACAUAAGGAGGAGGAGAGGAAACAGAAGGAGCAGGAAGAGGAGGAGAAGGAGAGGAGGAAGGAGGAGAGGUUACGAAAGCGAGAGCAGAAGCUGCGGGAGAGAGAGGAGAGGAGGAACCUGAAGAAAGUGAGGCGCCAGCAGGAAGAGGAGCAGAAGAAGCUGCAGAUGAAGAUCGCCAUGGAGGAGAGGAGGCUGCUGCUGGCUCAGCGCAAUCUGGAGUCCAUUCGUCUCAUUGCUGAGCUUCUGGCCAGGGCCAAGGACCUGAAGCAGCAGCAGCAAGAGAAACAGAGGGCUGAACGGGAGGAGCUGGAGAGGCAGGAGCAGGCUCGACAAAAGGAGGAACUAGCUCGUCUUCAGAAACUGGAGUCCUGCCGACGCAAGCAGGAGGAGGAGCUCCGGAGGGUGGAGGUGGAGAAGGAGCGGGCACUGGAGCUCCAGCGGCGCGAGAGGGAACUCAGGGAGAAACUGCUUUGCAACCUCAUAAAGAAUAGCAGCGGCAAAGCCACAAAACCUCCAGGACCACAGGACCAGGAUGGCCCCGUAACGAGUGAGGAGGCCUCUGAUCCUCGUGGCAAUGAUGUAAUGUUGGGGGUCCUGGGCCGGAUGUACGGAGUGAAGGCAAUAGACGGCGAGCAGAAACAGGUGUCCAAAACCAGUGUGCAUUCACAAGUUUUGGGCAAAAAACGAACGCCAGAGAAAAGGAAAGUAGCGGAGGACAGGAAGAAAGAACGGGAAGGAAGAAGGGAAAAGGAGGCGAGGAGUGGGCAGAGUAGGGAGCAGGCAAGGGACUGUGACCGCUCCCACAGAGAGAGGGGCUCCCAAAGCCGAGGGAGCAGGAGGCGCUCUCACAGCAACAGCAGGAGGAAAAGGAGCUCCGGCCAACGGAGGAGGAGCUCCAGUCGUCCCAGGAGGAGCCUCAGUCACCGCGGCAGCAGGAGGUGCAGCCACAGCAAUUACAGCAGGAGCACGAGCUCCAGCCGAGAGAGGAGCCGGAGCAGCAGUGGGAGAAGCUACAGCAGAGAGAGGAGCAGCAGGCGUAGUCACCGUAGAUACAGCAGAGGCAGCUCUAGGACCAGCAACAAAAGUAGAGACAGGAGGAGUCACAGCCAUUACAGGUACAAGAGACACAGCAACAGUAGAGCCAGGAGCGACUCCAGACGAUGCUAGUGAUCAGUUUAUUGAUUUAUGCAUUCCCCUUUGUUGGGCUAACACCUAAAGUUCAAAAAGUUUUAAAAGUGGAAUAGACAUUUUGCCCCUUUAAGUAAGUAAUGUAACCGUGCACAGAAUGGCUUUCUCCAGAAUAAGGCAGCAUGACACAAAACCAAAAAUUUGGAUACGAAAAAAAAAAAUCCCAUAUAAAAGUAGAAUCAACUAACAAUAUAUAUACAUAUAAGUGUAAUCUGUAUUUGUAAGGCAUGAAAAUCAUAUCAGAUGAUUCUAGGGAGUUGCUUUUACCCUUUUCCCCCACAUUUCAUACUCUUGUAUUGAAGCUGCUGACUUUUUAAAUCUUCAGUGUGUUUAACAUUUAACAACUUUAUGGCAUAAAAAGUAUGUGCAAAAGACAUUGCAUCAACAUUUGCACUCAAGUACACUAAAACUAACAUGAAUAGACAUAUCAGGGCAUUCAAAUUAGAUGAAUUACAUGGGAUGUUGAGAAAAGUAACUGGCUGAUAAUUGUUUGAAUUAAAGGCUAAUAUAAUAGGCUUAUUAUAUUUGUAGAUCGACAGACCAGUCCGACCCUACUGUGAACCCAACAGCCUGUUGAUCUACUCCAUUUUCUGCAAGCAAGUUGUCUUUGUGCAUGAAUAACAGUGAGUUGUGGAAAGUACAAAUGGUGUUUGUUAUUUUGAUGUGGCACCUUCAUCCAUCCUUGUAGCCUGACUACAGAACAUACAACACAGCGUUGUGUACUGACAUGUAAUCAGCUUUUAAGUUUCACACACUUUCACACACACUGGCUGCCAUAGUCAUGUUAGACAUAUAAGUGGGCUAAAGGCUGCUGUUCCAUUUAUAAAUGUGAAAUUUCCACACACCAUGAUUUUAGAGUUCUCUUUUAACUGCCUGAAAUAUUUCUUGAGAUACUGCUUUAGUAUUGGCUGUGUUGCUGAUAAGCAGCUCAGAAAAACAAACGAUUGAAUGCUACAACAGAUUCGUCGUCCAGCUCCACCAAGCAGCACCAUUUUUAAUGAUCACAAAAACUCAUUUAUGUUAGUUUUUUUUUUUUUUUAAAUGUUGUGAAGAAGUUUGUUAAUAAAGGAAAAGUGGGUUUUUUUGAGGGGGUGAGUUGUGUGAAAACUUAAGAGUAAUGAAAUACAUAUUGGAUCUGACUCAUCAAGCAGCGUUCUUUCCUCUGUUAUGUGCAAGUCUUGAAUUGAAGUGACUGCUUUGAGACCUGCCCAAUUUCUUCAAGACUUUUUUUUCCAAGUCUGGAUCAAAGUUUAAUUAUUGUUUUAGAAAAAAAGCUUCUGGGACUCAAGUCAAACCAGGACUGUACCAAUUAAAAAAUUAGAUGUUAGGAUUCUUUCAUGUUCACAAUGCUGGAUGUAUUGCUAUGGUCUUACUAAUAGCUGUACAGACUGGUCCUCUUUUUUUUUUUUUUUUUUUUUUUUUUGUAUUUCAGCUUUUGGGAAGUUAAUCAAGUUCAACAGUUUUGCUGACACGGCUAAAUUGACAUUGUUACAUUUCAUGGCAAAGCCCAUUUGUUUUGUGUACCGUAUGCUUAUGAUCUCUGAGAGCAUGUCUUAAAUGCACAUUAAAAUAAA